AUAAGAUAUAGCAGCUGAUGCCGGGCAGGAAGCGCAGAGUGACUGAGCCGGCACUAGUGCAGCAGCUGCAGAGGACAGAUCCCGGAGCCGCUCACCAGUCACCAGAUUCUCCCCAGUGAAGCCCCCAGCUGCAGGACACGAUGCAGAACGUGCACGGUGUACUCCUUUCCUGUCUGUUUGCACUUCAGGUCUGGGAAGGAAUCUGCCAGGAGUGUGGUAAAGGGGAGUACCUGGACAGUAGCGGGCAGUGUGUACCCUGCGUGAGAUGCCCUGCAGGACAGGAGCCAGAUGGGUUCUGUGGCUUCGGGACGGGCUCCGGUGUUCGCUGCCGCGGCUGUGCGCCAGGCACAUUUUCCAGUCGCCUGGACAUGUCUGUCUGCAUACUGCACAUCCAGUGUGACAAGCGCAAUAGGGUCCAGCGGAGUGCCGGCACUGCCAGAACGGACGCCGUGUGUGGUGACUGCCGGACGGGGUAUUUCUCUCUGGUGUCCAAUAGCGUCAGCACCUGCAUGGCGUGCUGGCUGGCUGCCCCUGAUACGGUGGGCUGUGAAGGUCAGAGGACGCUGAGAAAUCGCUCUCCGCGGACCCUGGAGGCUGAGGGUAAGCCGGACCCCAAGUCCACCCUGAACAGCACCCGUAAGGGGACGCGGGAGGACUCCCGGACGGAAUACGCCGUCCUGGCCAUAGUGCCCGUGUUCUGCAUGAUGGGCCUGUCCGGCAUCUUCCUGUGUAACCUGCUGAAGAAGAAAGGGUAUCACUGCACCGCGCAGAAGGAGCAGGAUGCGGAGGCUGCCCCAGAGAAGGACGGUAUUAUCCCUCCCGACAUGUUGGAGGAGAAUGGAAAUGAAGACACCAUUGGGGUCCUUGUGCGUCUCAUCACGGAGAAGAAAGAAAAUGCUGUUGCUCUGGAAGAAUUACUGAAGGAUUAUCAGAACAAGCAGAUCUCCACGAUAGGAAACAAGUCGCCCCAAAGCAGGCUGCACCUCCUCCCCCAAAUGCCAAACCUCUGCAAACACCAGCAUCACCUGCACACCGUCCAGGGUACAGCCUCCCGCUCCGGAACGUGUUGCUCUCGUUGCAGCCAGAAGAAGUGGCCAGGGGAAUUUGCAUCUCCGCAGCCUGAACCGGUUCCUGCUGCCGCUGCCAAAGCCGGUAGACCUGGGGCCAAAGCUGCCAGGGCUGGAGAGAUCACCAUCCUCUCUGUGGGCAGGUUCCGGGUAGCCCGAAUACCAGAACAAAAGCCGAACCCCCUAGAGGUGAAAGCCGCUUCUGACCUCGCCGUUGGAAACGUCUGCUGUCUUCCUCAGAAUGAGGAUUCCGAGCAACGCGUUCUGCUGUCCAACACCGUGAGAGCCAAGAAUCGCAGUCUAGAAGAUACCAGCAAGUUGGAGGAUGUUAUCUGACUCCCCUCCUUUCCAGAACAGCCAUUCACCUACACAACUCCAAGCCGUGGUGGUUCGGUCCUCCUGCCGGUCCCAGGAGGACUAACAAGGAAGAACAAUGUGAAGUAUGGCGCCGCCCUGUCUGUACAGCACCUCAUUGCACUGCAUUUUAAACCUAUUCUUAUUCCACGACAAUCCCUGGAAACUUCAUUUCGGAUACAGAUGCGAGAUGGGGAUCUCCGCAAGAGAAAUGCGUCGGGAGCGUUGGCCUGAUGCCAUGCUUCAUAUUCUCGUGGUCCGUGGAUGAGAGACUAUGUGACGGACAUCCCAUCGGAGGGGUCAUCCAGUGCUGCAUUAUGUCCCCUGGACUGGAGAAUCGGGCUCUAGGCCUGGAGUGGGACGAUUGCUCAUAUUCUAUGGGGAGAGGGAGUACGUCCUCCCUCCUCAGACUCUACAAACCAAAGCUGCUGCUAUUAGUGUUCAUUUAAAUGCACAUCCUCUCUUUGUGUUUGUUUUUGCUAAUGUAAGUUUCCCCAGAGCAGCCUGCGGAGUACCAUCGCUGGGGUGCAUAGGGCAAAUCAAUGUGAAAGUAUUGACACUACAUGGGUAGAACACGUGGCUGGCGGAGCCUGAUAUGAAUAGUCUAUGCAUACAACCUGUGCAGUUUUGUAGCUAUAUGGCACCUGUGGUACUACAAGUAACAGCAUAUCCUGCCAGCUAGAGGCUGGGGCUUGUAGGUCUGCAACAGCUCAGAGAGUCACUACCUGUAUACUAGGGGUGGAGGCCACAGAUAUACCAUACGGGUGGUAUUUAGGUUUGCCGGCUGUUGGGAUCCCGGCACACAGUAUACCGGGGCCGGAAUCCCGACACCUUUUCUCCCUCUUGGGGGUCCACGACUCCCCUGGAGGGAGAAUAGAUAGCGUGGCGCGCGUAGCGCACCACCGUGCCCGCAGCGAGCCCGCAAGGGGCUCCUUUGCACUCGCCCGGCGGUCAGGAUUCCGGCGCCGGUAUGCUGGCCCGCCGGGAGCCCGGCAGCCGGCAUAGCAUACUACACCCAUACCAUACAGGUACAAGUUUUAGCGUUCAGCUACCUGAACUACAAAUGACACUAGUGAUACAUAGAGUGUAUGUUAUAUCUACGUAUAAUGUAACUGACGAAUACACAUGUAAAAGUUUAUAUUUAUAACCUGAGUGUACCAGGUUUAUUGUGCUGGAAUUGUAGUGACUGUAGAUGCUUUGCGGUAUCGGAUAUUUAAAGACCAGGCUGUUCGUGGUUCGCUGGAUUAAGGCGAUAUCGCUGCAGAGCUGUCCGUUGUCCCUGUACUAUUAUCUGGUAGUUCCGUAACCUGAGCUCCAUCUUGGUGACGGAUGAGCAGAAGUGCUGCGAGCUCCCUGUAACCAUGUGAUCUGUCCUGAAGCUGGCGCAGCUUUUGCAGUACACGAGUAUUAGUCCAUUACUGAACUCCGGCUCGUCUCUGUCCUGUUACCGGCUGUCACCUCCUGGCUUCUGUGCGCCGUGAUACGGGUCCUGCUAAUCGUCUGCUUGGCUGACCUUGUCCCCAAUCUCCUUGUGUGUCUGUGUGUGAGCAGAAAGCAUUUAGGAGCUAUUGGAACAUAAUGUCUGGCAUGUUGGGGCCAGUAAAAGCUGGGUUAGCGGCGUAAUGUGACCCCGGGCCAUUAUCCUGGAAGGGCUGCCUGGGUGUGAUAGCCGGGGGAUGUUCUGACCUUUUGUUCUUGGAAUAUGCGUCUACUUUCAGAUGCUGUUUGGCAGCACAGUAAGAAGCAUGGACGGUGACAGAGGACUGGGCCGGUGAGCUCCAGUGCGCGGCAUCACUGAGCUUCUGGUGAUAGGAGACCAAAAAAGCCCCCCUACACGAGUACAAGCGCCAGAUUCCUCUAACCGUGAGGAAGCGCCAUAUUCCAUUAACGGCAAGGAACGAGACGGGAUAUUAGGGCGGUAAAACAUGGCUUAUAUUUGCUUGUACCCGUACAGGAGCCAGCGCGCGCCACCUGUACAUUGUAAUGGAACCUCUCGCCUAAGAGAAACUGCCCCUAAGUGCGCUGGGUACAGGUUAGCGGUAUAUAAAUGAGCCUCCAUUUUGUGCUCUGAAUCAUUACUUACUUUCUCCAACAUUAACAUUUCUGGUGCUAAUGGUACCCCCAAAAUCUGAAUCUGGACGCUCGGGCGUAUUAGAUGGGUGAACACGGUCUGUGGAAGAGUUACUGGCCAGACUAUGGUUCUGGUGCCGUCUGGUACUUAUCGGACAGGGCCGGCUCCAUUUUCUGUCACCAGUCUCCAGUCUGGGUCCGGGCAUUAGCUGAGGUAAAACUAUUUAGGAGAUCCUCCUAAUAAUGAAUGCGCUGUCUCCAAAAGAGCCAUAUAUUUUAUUUCUCGCUUUAUAGUGUGCCUUACAUUGGGCGGAGGCGGCCAUUUUGUUAACUUCGGUGUGUCACUAAGCGCCUCAGUCAGGUCACUAGUGCCUCAUGAAACGUCCAGAAAUUUAUUCUUGUCUCCACCCUAUGUAGGUGAUGGGUACACUGUCAUGUAACACGUUUUUGCACGUUUCGCCUCUGACUGGUCCGUAGCAUUUUGCCGGGGGCGUUCGCCCGAGCUGCUUAUAGCUUCCAAAACUUGAAUCUCAUGACUGUCUCUUGUGUUUUUUAAAAUUAAUUUAUUGAUGCAUAUAUUUAUAUUUUUACAAUCUACUCUUUGAAGUGGGGCAGGGUUACGUGGCUGUCUUGGAAGUGUUAAAUUACCCGUUGCCUGAAGGGUGUGAAACAGUGUAGUGGAUAUAGCGCCAGGCUGUCAUCGUAGACGAGCAGUGUUAUUACUGACCGGAAGGUAUUUAUAUACUUGUAUAUCUGACUAGCCAUCACAUGUAGUUCUGUGCUGUGUUGGCAUAAAGGCCCGCUAAACUUUAUUAUAGAAAAAUUAUUCCACCCUGAAAACAUGUCCUGUUGGGGGUACUUGGGGACUGAAGUUUAAACCACUGCUUUAAAGCUACAUUUACCCUUUAAAAUUAAUAAAAUACGCACCCUCUUAUCAGUCCUUGCUCCUGUCACAGUAUGGAAACUUGUCCUUUAUGCACAUCCUGUAUACGGCGUUGCUUCACAGUGUUGUAGUAAUUUGAGUGCUGGGUUUAGUGGGCCAUUUGAUACCAGAGGUUACAUCUGUACACGUCUGCGGAACGGGCAUCUAACGCGCGACUCCAUUCUCUCCACGGUCCCCUGUGGUCUGUAUAUUCAGAGGUGGGUUGUAGCAAAAAGGGUACAUUACAGUUUUUAAUGUAUUAUUUAGUAUAUCUAGGUUUUUUUUAUUUUUUAGUCUAGUAUUUAUAGAACAUUACAGCUGCCUGUAGCAGAUUAGGCUGUGCUUACAUACUGGGAUUUACCACGCAAUACUUCCACAGCCCGCCACAGAACCAGCCACCAGCCGUUGUGUGGCGCUGGAGAGAUUAGUGGUGAGAACGCGAGUGCUGUACGCAUGGACCAAUCAUUGUGUGACUAUUUAUUUUUGUUACUUCUGAACGUUUCUUUGAGUAUUAAAUAAAAACAUUUGUUUCUCAUC
Messenger RNA from Pseudophryne corroboree (corroboree frog), 4950 nucleotides. It is a transcript of the gene RELT, whose product is annotated as RELT TNF receptor. Gene Ontology annotation, biological process: apoptotic process. The transcript is spliced from 11 exons. The record is from RefSeq and is a predicted model, not a curated record. Lineage: Eukaryota; Metazoa; Chordata; Amphibia; Anura; Myobatrachidae. The coding region runs from base 141 to 1403 and encodes 420 amino acids.